CAAGACRAGGUUAAAAUGGUAAGUAAACACACCAUAUGAAGGCUCUGCUACAGCGUGAUCCUCAUCAGCCUGGAAAAAGAACCCAUCUUUAUCACACUAUUAAAUUCCUAAUGUUACCAUCCCAAUAACGUUUUAGUGGCUAAAGAGGUAAAUCAGACGUAGGAUGUUUUCUUUGUGCCUUCAACAAAUAUAUUUGUGUAAUUACACAUCCGCCAUCAGUUUCCCCCCCAAAAAAAGCAUAAACUCCAAAUGAACUUCAUAAAAUUAAUGCAGGUUAUUAAGUGGGUGAAUGAAAGAGGAGAAAUGUAAUAAUAGAGACGAACUCCAGAAUGAUCUGACUGAUCGUCUCCUCGCCUGCAAUGAAUCACUUUUCAACUUAACCAAACAAAGAGAUGAGCUGAACGUCCGGCUAAUUGAGUCUCUUAAAGAGGGAAUCGWUGAUGGAUUGUCUCUGCAGAAUAACUCCAUGGAUAAUAUGACAGAAACAAUUGAUCUCCCCGCACUUUCUGUCAUUCUAACUGCAUCUCGCCAAGAAAACACAACGUGUCCUGACGUGUGGCUGACGUUCAAUCAUUCUUGUUACYGUUUCUUAGGUAAUGGCUCCUGGGACGAAGGCAGAGCAAACUGCACGAGCGAAGGAGGAGAUCUGGUGGUGAUAAAUAAUCCUGAGGAGAAGAAUUUUCUUGCUGGAUUGGGGCUGGAUGCUUGGAUUGGUUUGAGAAAAACUGAGGGAUCCUGGCUGUGGGUUGAUGGAACCACUCCGAAUUUCACAUCCUGGAGCUUCAAUCAGCCUGAUAACUUUGAUGGAGRCCCAACAUGGGGUGAUGAGGACUGUGCACAUAUCACAUCGWAUGCCGGUGCACCUUGGAAUGAUCUUCCAUGUGAUGCCAACAGAUGGUGGAUUUGGAAAAAAUACCAACAAUGUUUGCUCCAUAAUUUUUGAAAAUGAUU
Molecule: messenger RNA, 951 nt
Organism: Poecilia reticulata (guppy)
Lineage: Eukaryota; Metazoa; Chordata; Actinopteri; Cyprinodontiformes; Poeciliidae
Source: RefSeq, a predicted model, not a curated record